CUUCGUUUCCCAUCGCGAAGUCUCGAUCACCUCCUCCGCUCCCAUCCCACCUUAAUUCAUCCUCAAAAUCGAGGAAUCACAUCUCUCGUUCACUGAGAGUGUAUUUGAUCUUCAAUUGGUCUGUUUUUGUCGCGCGCACGCCCUCCCACACAAUGUUCAUUCAGUCUAUCUCUCGGGCUGCUGCUCGCAGUUCGGCUAUGCCCACCACUGCUAUUCGUUCGUACCGUACUGUCUCGGGCCCAAUGGCUUGCCUGAAUGCCCGUCCUCAGCCUGUAAAGAAGUCUAUCGCUCCCCAGCAGACCCGCGCCGCUUCCGAGCACGCCAUCUCGAAUCCCACACUCGCCGGUAUCGAGAAGCGCUGGGAAGCUAUGCCCCCUCAGGAGCAGGCUGAGCUGUGGAUGCAGCUGCGGGACCGUAUGAAGGUUGACUGGCACCAGAUGACUCUCCAAGAGAAGAAGGCCGCCUACUGGAUUGCCUUUGGUCCUCAUGGCCCUCGCGCACAGGCUCCUAAGGGAGAGGGUCUCCGAAUUUUCGCCAAGGUCGUCCAGCUCACUGCCGUCUCCGUCGCCCUGUUCUACGCCAUCCACUACUUCGCUAAGCCCCAGCCUAAGACCAUGAGCAAGGAGUGGCAGGAGGCCUCCAACGAAUACGCUAAGGCCGAGAAGAUCAACCCUAUCUAUGGUGUCAGCGCCGAGGGUUACGAAGGCAAGGGCUUCGUUCAGAGCCCUCCUGCUGAGAAGUCAUAGAUUGUAGGCCGGUGACCCGGGCGGACCAGGUAUAGCAAUUGGACAAGCUGGAUAGGAUGUGCUGGGUAUCUAAUGGAUACCUAUCGCCGUCCACCUUCCGUUUUCUGAUGCCGCCGGUUCUGUGCCUAUCUUUGCGUGCGCACUUCCCUUCGCCUCUGUCUUAUUUGUUUCGCCCAAUGUCAGCCCAAAAGACUUGUAUCUCGUACUGUGCCAUAAUCAAUGUAUCUCCUUUGUAGCCAUAGAAUCUAUCGUUGUGAGUGGUAGUAACCAUCUAUCAAAAAUCUGUGGAUGUCGGGUAUAGAUAUAUAAUUUUUUAUGUAGAUAGCGAUGAUCAUUUCCCUAAGGACUACUGGAAUUUCUUCGCCCGGAGAAUGGUUGGUAUUACAAUUGUCGACUGUGAUGUUUACGCCGGAGUUACAUGACGGUUGUUGGAGAGGUGCUUAUAUUAUGUAUGC
This is a messenger RNA of Aspergillus alliaceus, 1201 nucleotides long. Its product is annotated as cytochrome c oxidase subunit IV family protein. The record is from RefSeq and is a predicted model, not a curated record. The coding region runs from base 153 to 746 and encodes 197 amino acids. Lineage: Eukaryota; Fungi; Ascomycota; Eurotiomycetes; Eurotiales; Aspergillaceae. The transcript has 3 exons. Gene Ontology annotation, biological process: mitochondrial electron transport, cytochrome c to oxygen.